Molecule: messenger RNA, 2166 nt
Organism: Lentinula edodes (shiitake mushroom)
Lineage: Eukaryota; Fungi; Basidiomycota; Agaricomycetes; Agaricales; Omphalotaceae
Exons: 8
Coding region: 1-2166 (721 amino acids)
Source: RefSeq, a predicted model, not a curated record
AUGAGCUCAGCAGACGCUGAGCCCUCGCCAACCACAUUUAUUUCAUCAGACCACGAGCUCGAUGUGAGAAAACAUUCUCCUUUACAGCAUAACGUUCAGAAUGGCGUCGACGAUCCACCUCCUUCACCAGGUGCAGAAUCAGUGUCGACUGGAGCAGCUUCCAGCGAUGACGGCGACUCGGAUGAGGACGAAGAUGAAGGCGCUGAGGAGAAUGAACGAGUCGAUGAGAACGGUGCUAUCGUCAUCGACGAUGACGACGACGACGACGAGCGCGGAGGAACCUCCAACGACAUACAGGAGCCCUCCAUAACCAUUAAAGAUGAACCUUCCUCCUCUAACGCUGCUCCUGCGCUGCUUAACGAAUCAAACAAUGCUCCAAAACCCAACUCCGAAACGGUCAAUAAAGCCGAAAACCAUCUGCCUCCGCCAACCUCCACAGCGACUACGAAGCCAAAAUCUAAGGCUAAAGCUAAAGCUCAGUCUCCUUCGCCUCUUCCCAUUGCUCCUCUUCCUCUGCAGACUGUGAGGCUCGCUAUAAAGCUCGGCGGACCGGACAAUUAUACCGUUGAUAUCAGUGGUCUCGCAAAAGAGUCUGGCCAGCGGCCUCUGACUCCCGUGCCAAAGCGGCAAGACGAAUCUAGUGAUAGUGAAAUCGAGAAAGCAAAGGUUGCGGAGGCGAAUCAAUCGGGUUCAGAGAAACCAAAGAAAAAGAAGAAGAAAAAUGUUGCCAGCGAAUAUUAUGACGUUUCAGACCCUUUCAUUGACGACUCUGAGCUUGCUGUUGACGACCGGAAGUUCUUUGCACAAACUAAACAACAGGGUUUCUAUGUUUCCUCAGGAGAAGUUGCUCUAAUGAAGGACCGCUCACCGAAAAAACCAAAAUCAAAAAAGCAUAAUACGGAAGCCGGGCCUUCUUCGCAACAUCCCCGGAUCUCACUCGAAGGAACGAAAGAGUCUCCCAUUGCUCUCAUGGACGAUGAAGAUGACAGCUCUCACAUAUACAACCAUCAGAGUUUGGAAAAUGGUCACGCCAAAGCGGGCGGAGAUCGCAAGAAGAAAAACUUACAUGCAGCGGGCGCUACCCAUAGUCGCUCACCUUCUGCCGCACAAUACGGAACAGGCCUAAAUGCUCCUCUGACAGGGAACUUGGCAGUAAUGCGUAAACUUAAUUGGAUUGAUCCAGAUCCAAAUCAUGGACAUGCAGAUGGAGAUAACGAAGGUUAUGGAGAUGGAGGGGAAAAGGUUGGGAUGAAGAGGAAAAGGGUUUCGUAUACGACGGUGGUGGAGAAUGGAAAGAAGAGGAAAAUUGUGGACAUUGCAUCGUUCGACCCCGCGCUGCAGGCAAAUCUUCAGCGACUUAAAGAAGCUAUCGCUGCCGAAAAUUGGGAUCAAAAGGGAAAAUUCCCUCCUUCCAUUAAGCCCCUACUCGCACAAAUUGCCAUUCACGCCAUCACCCUCGACGAGUAUGAUGACCACUUCUUCAAUCUCAUGCCAAGCUUAUUUCCGUAUAAUAAGUUUACGAUGAGCAAACUCAUCAAACGAACGGUAUUUGCAGACCACCUCAAGCUUCUGGUUGAACGCCAAGACGCUCUUUUGACUGAGUUAAAACGACAGGCGGAUGAAGGCUUUGCAAAAGCGGAAGAUGAAUGGGAAAAGAGUGUUGUUGCAUGGGAUCACCGCCAAAAGCGACUCAAGGCAGACCACCGUGAAGAUUCAGGUUCCACCGGUGCCCCGACGAGACAUCCGACUGAGGAUCCAGAAAAUCACGGGGACGGGUUUGACGAGGACAACAACCCAUUGCAUCCGCAACUAAUGAGCGGCACUGGUGAUCCUGGAUCAGCAGCACAGAAGCCACAAACAGAGAAGGAUGUGCAGCCUCCGGCAAAGAAGUAUCGCUUGACAGAAAACAUGAAGGCGAUCGUUUGGGAGCUAGUGCUAUUGAGCAAUGAGUGUUGCCGGUUGGAAAAUGAGAAGAACACACUUGAAGGUUCCGUGAUGCAAGUCAGUGAACAAGGACUUCGAAAAAUGUUAUAUCAGAAAAUUGUAAGUUCGUUUCCUCCAGGAUGGAUGUCUUCUGGACAGAUCUCUCGAGAUGUGAGCGCUAUGAAGAAGAGACUCGAGAAGGAACUUGCGGAGGAGCAGGAGAUGGAUGGCACACCAGCGUAA